UACCUUAAAACCCUAGUUUCUCCCACUUUAUUCCUUUCGAACCGCUUUGGUUACUACCUUAGUCUCUUCUUUUUCUCGGUCUAGUUUUCUUUCUGAAACCCUAGAAAUUGAGAGUUUUAGACAUUUUUCUUCAGAAUAGUAGAGGUGGAUUUCUACUCAGAGGAGCUAGUUAGGAGUUCUUGAGAUUUUUCGAUUUUGCACUUCUUCAUCAGCAAGCAAAAGGUAACCUGAGGCUUAUUGACAUGGCGGAAUUUAAGUUUUAUUUGUGAGCUGCCAGUGAUAUCCAAUGUCUGUUAACCAGGGUCCUACACUUGCUGCAAAUCACCAAAGAAAUCAAAGAUGCGGGUCAAGAUCGAUCGACUCUCCUAUAGACGUGAAAGAGAUUACAAUUACGGCCGAUCUAGAUAUGAUUCCAACAGUGACAUAGGCGGUAAGAGGGAUGUUAAGUGGACGAGGCGUGAUUCCAGUGAUCAUGUGCGUGAUAAAAAAAGUUUGAGUCGGGAGAGAGAUCAAUGUCCACAUAGAAGGUACAAACGAUCUCGAUCUUCUGGGCAUGAUGACCGUCAGAGAUCAAGGUCUCCUCAAGUUUGCACUCGUGGCCGCAGUCACCAAGACAACUAUGGCAAAGACCGAUACAAUAAGAGUGAGGGGCGCAGGAGUCGGGAUGACAGACAAAGUCAUGAAUAUUCUUCAAUAACUCCAACUGCUACGGUUGAGGUGAAGGGUUUAUCGAAACAGACAACUGAGGAAAAUAUUCAUCGGAUUCUAGCGGAAUGGAGGCCCUUUCUGCAUGUCCGAGUGAUGAGAAGAAGGAAAUCUAGUGUCUGCCGCGGAAUUGCUUUCAUUGAUUUUCCAUCUGUGGCAGAAGCUCAGAAGAUGAUGGAUGUAGUUGGAGAUUGCGGCCUCGAUGUUAAUGGGCAGAAGCUGUCUUUUGAGUACAGAAAAACAAAUGAUUAUGGAAGAAGGGAGUGUGUAGCAGUUACUUCGGAAAACAUUGCGGCUGUCCCUAUUGUAGAAGAACUUGAGAUUGGUAACCUCCAGCCUGACUCUUCGUCAGAUUGUAUUUCUACAUCUAUCUCCCAAGAAGAUCUUGAAGAACUAAUGAUUUGUAUCAAGAAAGAUCCAUAUUUGGAACCUAUUGUGGAAGAUAUCGAGAUUGGUGGUCCAAUUGUAAUGAUGAGGUACUUGAAUGAUUCAGAGGUUCUGUACAAGUUGGGGCAUGCUAUGGGUUUUGGAGUUUCAGGGGAAGUUGACACAAAGACCACUAUCCAGACCAGCUCAUUGAUGAACAAGUACUGCUGACAAGUCAUGUAUUAACUUUGACUGAGAUGGCUCAUCAUAUUAACAUAUACAGACAACUCAAAAUAAUAGUAAAAUACAAGAAAGCGAAAAGGAAAUCAUUGGUUAUAUCUGUGCCAUAAGCAAGCUAUAUGUGAACUGAUGAUUACAGUGCAGUUUGGCAUGAGAAUUUUUUUUGUUGUAAGCAGAAAAGAUAAUUGAUUAAUAUUAAGAAACUGUUACAUGACUUGCAUCUUCCUGUAAUUGUGAGAUUAUCACAGGAGGAACAGUAUCAACCCAAGUUUCACUAACUUUAUCCACCCUAGCCAAUUUAGAUAGUUUGGCAUGAGAUGCUUAUGGUGAAUGGAAUCUGUACAAAGAUAUCUUCCUGUAAUGGAAAGAUUGUUAGUGUUUGUGAUGCUUAAAAAAAUUUAUCUCGCAAGUCGCAGUAUGAAAUACAAAGGUACAAAAUGAAAUUCUACACAGCAGUUAAAAAGGAAUAUCCCCAUGAAUACCACAGAUCAUG
This is a messenger RNA of Papaver somniferum (opium poppy), 1804 nucleotides long. Its product is annotated as SUPPRESSOR OF ABI3-5-like. NCBI's taxonomy places the organism in Eukaryota, Viridiplantae, Streptophyta, Magnoliopsida, Ranunculales, Papaveraceae. The record is from RefSeq and is a predicted model, not a curated record. Gene Ontology annotation, cellular component: nucleus. Bases 340 to 1302 code for a protein of 320 amino acids. Gene Ontology annotation, biological process: mRNA splicing, via spliceosome. The transcript is spliced from 8 exons. Gene Ontology annotation, molecular function: RNA binding.